GUGGUGGUCCGGCGUUCUCCGGCCGCAGCACGUAUCACGUUUUCCUCCUUUUCCAACGAGUUGCGUGCGUUAGAGCUUUUGGGCUUAGUUAUUUUCCUUUCGGACGAUAUUUUUCUUUUCAACCCGGCAGUGUUAAAUCCAUCAAUUAUGGAUAUUUAAUCGAAACCAGUCUAUUGUGUUUUUUUUUUACCUUCUAAGGGCCAUAUAUUUAUAAUUAUAUUAUUUUACGGUGUAGUAAUAUUCCAAUCCUGUAGUCAUCAUGUCCGAUACUGCUUCUGGCAAGCUUAAGGAACAAGACCUUUCCAAUUUGGACGUUACCAAAUUGACACCGUCGUCGCCCGAAGUUAUCAGUCGUCAAGCUACCAUCAACAUAGGAACAAUUGGUCAUGUAGCUCAUGGAAAAUCGACAAUAGUAAAAGCCGUAUCCGGUGUCCAAACUGUACGUUUCAAAAACGAAUUGGAAAGGAAUAUCACAAUUAAAUUAGACUCGGCAGACGAAGACAGUCAGAAUAGCUCAAAUAGUAUAUUGAGUGAAGACGUGAGGUCACAAAAAAAAAGAAAAGAACCAGAGUCUCAAACUACUCGUUCGAAAAUUAAAGUAAUCAGAUGUAGUGAAGAAAGUCUAGAUAAUAUGGAUGCGGCUUUAUCGAACGCCGAAAAAUGUUUGGAAAGUAUUAAUUCUGAAACGGUUUCUUCAGAAAACCUCAGUGCGUGUAAGAAGUCUACAGUAAUAUCUAAUACAGAUUCACCUGAUGACCAAGAAAUUAUAGAAAUAAGUGCAAAUGAAAAUAUUUUAGAAGCAACCUGUGAUAGUAGGGAUGAAAUUGUAAGCAUCAGUGAGAGCUGCCAUUCGAAUGCGUCUUCUGUUAUAGACAUAGCUUCUUGUUUUGUAGAAUCCGUAAUGGAUGAUAAUGACGACACAAUAAUUUUUGCAGACAAACCAAACAGUAACCAUAGUACUCCAAAAAAAUCGAAAUUUGUUGCCGAUGAAGAUACUGGUAGCGACUUGAGUUUUAGACAAACUUCAAAUACCUUGUUAAAUGACUCAAGAUCAUCGAUAACUUCUUUCAACGAUGAACAAUAUGAAGUGAUGUUGAGUUGCUUGUCUUCCGAUAGUAGAGUGAAAAACUUUAUGUUGGACGGCGGAAUGAUUGAUCCCGACAGUAUUGCUUAUGCUUAUGACUCGAGUGAAAUUGACAAGAUCGUUGACGACAGAGAAAUAAAUAAUGUUCGCUUGUAUUUGGUGAAGUGGAAAAAAUGGGUAAAUGGCUUCUGUACUUGGGAGCGAAUCGGUGCUUUAUACAAGUGUCAAAAACUUCUGUUCGAAUAUAUAUAUGAAAAGAAAAAAAGCAAAGACGAAUUCAAACAAGCCAAUGUUGUUCAUCCAAUGUUGUCAAGAAAAAUAAUUACUAAUUUGUUUGAUUUAUUCAGAACCAAUUCUGGAUUAUCGUUGCCUUUAUUCAAGCCGGAUGAAAUAUCGGGUAUGUUCAACUGUCUCGACAUUGGAUCCAAGCAAGUACAGAAAUUAAGAAAAAAAUCGUUGAAAAUGUGUUUGGCCACCAUUGCUUUGAGCAGUUUUAGGCAACAGCAGUUACUCGAUUUGAAGUAUUGGGAAUUGGAUAUUAAUACAGUUUCUGUGGGACAUACAAUUCAUGUGGAAAACAAUAUCGAUCUUGAAGGUCCCCCGAAAUUAUUCACUUACAUAACCAAGAGUAUUACUAAUAAAAAUAUUAUCGUACCAGAAGACCCGCCGAUCGGAUGCAGUUGUAGCAGCAAUUGUUCGUCAUCUAAUAACUGUUGUAAUGAAAUGUCUGGAUAUUCAUCGGUGUACAAUUCAUUUAAAAGUAUAACAAUAUCGCCCGGUUGCCCUGUAUUUGAAUGUAACAAAAAAUGUAAGUGUAGCUCAAACUGCUACAACAGAGUAGUUCAGCUUGGAAGCAAAGUGGAUGUUUGCAUAUUCAAAACAAAAAAAUGCGGUUGGGCUGUUAAGGCCAAUCAAAAUAUCAAUAAAGGCCAAUUCGUAGCUGAAUACAUUGGCGAGAUCAUCACGGUCGAAGAAUCGGAAAUGAGAAUAGAGAAUGGUUCUUCGUCGUCAGACUAUAUGUGGAACUUGGACUUUGACGAUCCGCAAAAUUUUAAAUACAUCAUCGACGGUUCCAAUUAUUCCAAUUUCACGUGUUUUAUAAAUCAUUCCUGUGAUGCAAACUUAGGGCUUUAUGCCGUAUGGAUCGAUUGUUUAGACAGAAAUCUACCACGACUGGCGUUAUUUGCCAACAGAAGUAUUAAUAUCGGCGAACAGCUUACGACCGAUUACUUUGCAAGAGUUGAUGAAGACUUGUUAAAAUCUAGUGGUGUUAAAUGUAAAUGUGAUUCCAAAGACUGUAAAAGUUAUUAUUUUUAAACACCUUAGGUAUUCAGCAUAUUGUAUGUGGAAUUUGUUUAUAACAUUUAUUUAUUUUAUUUUGAAACCAUAAUUUGGUAUAUUACCUAUUUAAUUAAAAAAAUUAUAUUUUUAAUAAUUUUUUUUUUUCCUAAAAUACAUUUAUGUAUAAAACAAAAAAAUUGUACAACAUAUUUUUCAAUUGAAAAUGUAAGUUUAAUUUAUAUUAAUAAAAAGUUUCUGUUGCUA
Molecule: messenger RNA, 2629 nt
Organism: Adelges cooleyi (spruce gall adelgid)
Lineage: Eukaryota; Metazoa; Arthropoda; Insecta; Hemiptera; Adelgidae
Product: eukaryotic translation initiation factor 2 subunit 3-like
Exons: 4
Coding region: 260-2401 (713 amino acids)
Biological process (GO): positive regulation of translational fidelity; formation of translation preinitiation complex
Cellular component (GO): eukaryotic translation initiation factor 2 complex; nucleus; cytosol
Molecular function (GO): histone H3K9 methyltransferase activity; GTP binding; tRNA binding
Source: RefSeq, a predicted model, not a curated record